Molecule: messenger RNA, 1428 nt
Organism: Gossypium raimondii (Peruvian cotton)
Lineage: Eukaryota; Viridiplantae; Streptophyta; Magnoliopsida; Malvales; Malvaceae
Product: homeobox-leucine zipper protein ATHB-6
Exons: 3
Coding region: 352-1185 (277 amino acids)
Biological process (GO): positive regulation of DNA-templated transcription
Cellular component (GO): nucleus
Molecular function (GO): DNA-binding transcription factor activity, RNA polymerase II-specific; sequence-specific DNA binding
Source: RefSeq, a predicted model, not a curated record
CUCUGUCUCUAAAUACUGUAGUUUAACUUUAAUUAAGAAAGAGGUUUUUUUUUUUUUUUGAAAGUUUUUCCUUGUAAUUCUCUAUAAAUUCUUAGCAGGCCAAUGAUUUAGCCUUCAUUUCUUUCUUCCAAGUACUUGCAGUUGAGAAGUGAGGAUCAUUAAAAGAAAGAAACAUCUCUGUCUCUCUCUUUUGUACAAACAUAUUGUUGUCAGCUUUCAGUGGCUCAAUAUAUAGUAUUGUUUGUAAAUUAGGGCCUCCCCAAAUUAAGAGACCAAAAACAGCAAACCUGCUUGAAACUUGAACCCUCCAUCACCAACACAAAAAACAGAGUUCCUUUAAUCACCUAAAUCAUGAAGCAGCUCACUUGUUCAGGUUCCCUGGAUGCUUUGAAUCCCUUCUUUCCACCAAAAGAGGAGAAGAAUUCAAAGAAGAAGCAAAUUUAUAGCAGGGAGUUCCAGGCGAUGUUAGAUGGGUUAGAAGAAGAAGACAGCUUGGAAGAAGCUGAUCAAACUACAGAGAAGAAAAGACGAUUAUCCAUGAAUCAAGUUAAGGCCUUGGAGAAGAAUUUCGAAUUGGAAAACAAGUUAGAGCCAGAGAGGAAGGUGAAAUUAGCUGAAGAAUUAGGGCUUCAGCCGAGACAAGUAGCUAUUUGGUUCCAAAACCGCCGUGCUCGUUGGAAGACUAAGCAGCUGGAGAAAGACUAUGGUGUCCUUAAAGCCAAUUAUAGUGCUCUUAAGCUUGACUACGACAAUCUUGAACAAGAGAAACAAGCUUUAACUGCAGAGUUGAGGGAACUGAAAGCUAAGCUAGAAGAGAAUUCAGAGAGCAGCCACUCUGUUAAAGAAGAUUCUCCAAAAUCUUCCCAGCAGGUCAAAGACCAAGGUUUCUUCGACAACGAUGAUGAUUCCAACGAGAUUGUCAAAGAAGAAAGCAAUGGAAAUGCUCAGUUACUAAUUUCACCAUCAUCAUCUUCUUCAUUUCAGUUCAAUGGGUAUUCUUCAUCUUCAGAUUCAUCAAAUCAUCUCUGGUUUCAACCAUUUGACUCGAGUUUGAUUCUGGGUAACAUGUAUCAGCCCCAGUUAGUGAAAGUGGAAGAGCAAUGUGUGUUUACCACAGAGGAAUCUUGCAAUUUCUUCUCGGUUGAUCAAGCUCCAACUCUUCAAUGGUACUUCACAGGGCAGUGAUAAAAAAACAAUGCAGUCCCCAAAAUCAGAAAGCUUUUUAAAAUUCUUGCAGAAGGAAUAAAAAUAGCUAAAGUUUUGUGAUUUAUGACUCGACUAGACUCAACUAGUGUUCCUAUAUUGUUUUAAAUUUAUAUAUGAUAAUUAGUUUAUGGCUUUAUGCUUCAACAAUGGACAUUGGACAUCGCUAUGUCAGCUGUAAAUUUAUAUAAAUAUAAAUAACAAAUGGAAGUAGGUAUCUCAAAA